UAUAAUAAUAAUAAUAAUAGUAAUAGUAAUAAUAAUAAUAAUAAUAAUAAAAUAGAAAAGGUGUCAUUAAAUUUUGUGUGUCGUGUACAAGACGAAGACGGUGUCGUUCGAGUCGUGUUCAGUGACGGAACAGUGUUAGUUUGAAAGCGCGACCUUUCCUCCAUUGGAAAGAGAUAGAAAACACGUGGAAUAAAAGAAAGAAGAAAGAAAAGAGACGGACGUACGAAGGAAGAACCACGUCGACCGUCGCAUGGACCACAACUCGGAAAGGAAACGAACCUGACCCGCUUGCUGAAACGGGGUUACACUUCAACGUAUGAGGGAAACGUAUUAUGUGAGGUGAAACUUGCGACGAGGGAAACGAAGAUGUCCACGAUCAGCGUCGCAACAUGGUUACUCGGAGUCGUCGCUCUGACGACGAUUAAUAACGGCGUUCAUUGUCAGAGUAUGUUGCACGGUAGUAGCGGGAAAAACGGUGGUGAUAGCAGCUACCAACAAAACAGUUUAGAAGACUCAUCACGUUCCGGCCCGUAUUUCGACAAGUCGGCCUCGAAGAACGUGACGGCGCUUCUAGGAAAGACGACGUACCUCAAUUGUCGUGUAAAAAACUUGGGCAACAAAACGAUGACGCUCCAAGUUUCGUGGGUUCGGCACAGGGACAUUCACUUGCUGACUAUCGGUCAGUAUACAUACACGAACGAUCAGAGAUUUCGUGCGAUUCACAAAGCUCAGUCGGAGGACUGGACGCUACAAAUAAAAUAUCCGCAGCAUCGAGAUAGCGGUAUUUACGAGUGCCAGGUCUCGACGACUCCGCACAUGAGCCAUUUUGUGCAUUUAAACGUUAUCGAACCGAAAACCGAAAUACUCGGUGCACCGGAUCUUUACAUCGACAGAGGCAGUACGAUCAACCUCACGUGUAUCAUAUUACAAAGUCCAGAACCCCCAGCUUAUAUAUUCUGGAAUCACAACAACGCCAUAAUUAGCUACGACUCGACCAGAGGUGGCGUGUCCGUGGUCACGGAGAAGGGCGACAGUACGACGAGUUUCCUCCUCGUUCAGGAAGCCAAACCGUCUGACUCCGGACGUUAUACGUGUAAUCCCAGCAACGCUCAACCAAAGUCGAUUACCGUUCACGUACUCAAUGGAGAAUAUCCCGCGGCAAUGCAGCACGGCGGUCAAGCGAAACAACCAAGGCUCUACUCACUGCUGCUUUGUCUGUGCCUGCUUCUUUAUUAAGAAAGGAAAGAAAUAAGGGG
This is a messenger RNA of Vespula pensylvanica (western yellowjacket), 1256 nucleotides long. Its product is annotated as zwei Ig domain protein zig-8-like. Gene Ontology annotation, biological process: synapse organization. Gene Ontology annotation, cellular component: neuron projection membrane. The coding region runs from base 367 to 1236 and encodes 289 amino acids. Lineage: Eukaryota; Metazoa; Arthropoda; Insecta; Hymenoptera; Vespidae. The record is from RefSeq and is a predicted model, not a curated record. The transcript is spliced from 7 exons.